UGAAAAAUUAAGCGGCGGCUGUAUCUCGUGUAGACACUGUAUAUGAUCGAGCGUCCGCUUGAUGGCUCUGCUUACCGUGACUGUGAGCGCCAACACUGAGUCCUCUUGUCAAACUACAGAUGCCGCCCAUUUUCCCUUGACAGCUCCCACCAUUGCCAGUUGUGUUAAGCAUGCUGCUACUCGCGACACUAACUUCUUUCAACUUGGGAGUGACCGAAUUACCACCGGUGUGACUUCAACAUCCGACAACAGAAGAGUCUUCGUAUGUGAUACUGCGGCGGCACUCAAAGAAGACAAAGUGCAUUGUUUUUUGUGACUUUUGAAACGUGGAACUAAAACUUAUUGCAAGGUUAACUGUUAACAGCGCUUUUGCUGAAGAGAACUGAAGAUUUUGAUCGGAACGUUAUUUCUCUUAUGAUGGGAGCACAUGCAUUGGUAUUGUUUUGUAUGAUGUUCGCCACCUUAACGUGCUUAAAUCUGGGAAGUCCCCCGAACUGCGAUGAAGUACGCAAAGUUUUUCAGCAGAGACAGAUCGGACCGGUGAAAUCCUUACCUGACAAACCGCGGACAGGUAACGACCUCCAGGUGUGCUCGUCCAGGAAUCUGACCUGCUGCACCAAGAAGAUGGAGGAGCGCUACCAAGUAGCUGCUCGCCGUGACAUCCAGAACCUUCUCCAGAUCUCCAGCUCCCCGCUCAAGUUCCUCAUCUCACGGAACGUGGCAGUGUUCCAAGGUGAGUGACACA
Messenger RNA from Alosa sapidissima (American shad), 745 nucleotides. RefSeq names its product glypican-5-like. Lineage: Eukaryota; Metazoa; Chordata; Actinopteri; Clupeiformes; Clupeidae. The record is from RefSeq and is a predicted model, not a curated record. Gene Ontology annotation, cellular component: plasma membrane; cell surface; extracellular region. The coding region runs from base 415 to 741 and encodes 108 amino acids. The transcript is spliced from 2 exons. Gene Ontology annotation, biological process: regulation of protein localization to membrane; positive regulation of canonical Wnt signaling pathway; cell migration.